UUGAGCGAGCGGUGAUCAUCGUUCUCUCACGAACUCUUUUAGGAUAUACCAAAACACUGAGCAUUAUGUUACUUUUAGCAGUUAAACUUCGGAAAACAGGAUAUAUUAAAUUAAAUGUAAGAGAAGGAUAUUAAGUUAAAGCUGAUGAAUGAAUCAGUGACGUGUGAUAUUUACGAGCUCCUAGUCAAUUCGAUAAUAACUUUGAUUUAGUUUAUUUAGGCUAAUUUAGGUAAAUGAGACAACCUCUCGUUCAGAUGUUAUAAUGGGGAUUUAUCGUUGGAUCCUGCUCGCUUUAGUGCACUACAAUGUGGGGGUUCACGGGUUAAGGUUCACCAAAAGCCCCUCCAACCUCACAGUAACUCAGGGUAACGUAGCCCGUCUAGGCUGUGCAUUUGAGGGCUUGAGUGAACCGGAAAUUGUAUGGAUGAAGGACGGAGAGAAGCUCUACAGCACUGAUCAGAUGUACAUCACAAUAGAUACACAUCACUGGGAGACCUACCAAAGUGUUAAAUCCAUUCAGCAGCAGGAUGCUGGGAAGUAUUGGUGUGAGGUUGAACAUCAUGACACCGUCAUCUCAUCUGAGCCUGCUUGGAUUACAGUGGAAGGUGUGCCUCAUUUUCUGGUGGAACCCCAGGAUGUGGCCAAAUUCGCAGGGGAGCCGUUUAACUUGACGUGUGCUGCAUCAGGCCCUCCAGACCCUGUUGAGGUUCUGUGGUGGCUUGGGGGUGAACAGAAGGGUGAUUUCAUGCCCUCACCCUCAGUUCUCUUUGUUAAAGGUGUGAAUGAGAGUAUAAAGUUUUACUGUGAGGCCAAGAACACCCGUGGUAUCUCUGUGUCACGCACAGGCACUAUACACGUUAAAGUCCGGCCAGAUUUCCCACGGAAUGUUGAGGUGCACCAGGCAUCUGAUAGUAACGUAACCCUAACGUGGAGUCCAGGUUUCAAUGGACACUCGCACCUUUCCACUUGCACUAUACAGAUGUCAAAUGGAACUGGAAAGAAGGUGAAACUUCCUGACAUUAGCAUGGCAGUUCCUCCCUUCCAGUACAUGCUUAAUUCACUCAGCAGUCAUUCAAAUUACAGCGUGAGAAUCCGGUGUGAUAAUGAGGUGGGCUCUUCCCCCUUCUCUCCAUGGGUGGACUUUUACACUCCAGAGGCAGCACCACUUGCAGCUCCAAAGAACUUGACCUUUGAACUCACAGAGCAGCAGCUGAUUCUGUCUUGGGCGCCACUGAGAGAGGAGGAGCUACGAGGAAGGUUACUGGCAUAUAAAAUGCAGUGGAACCAGGAAGGAGAGAGACAGGAUGCCUUACUGUUUAAGGAAAACUACGCUCAUCUCUCAGGGGCAGGACGAUUCUUUAACGCCACCUUGCAGGUUGCAGCAUGCACAGUCGCAGGAUGUGGCCCAUGGAGCCAGUCUGUUCUCGUGAUGCCUGCCUUAGCCACACAAGCUCAAUCCCAGAGAGGCCACAUGUGGGUGGGGCUGCUUUUCGGCCUUCUUGUAGCCACCAUGGUGGGGCUUUUGCUGACCAUACUGGUACGCAAAAGGGGAAAAGAGACGCAGUUUGGGGCUGCAUUCACAACUCCAGGGACCGAGGUACCAGUUUCAUUUACAGCUGCCAGGUCCUUCAACAGGCAGUUUCCUGAGCUCCCAGAAUCCACAUUGGACAGUCUUGGAAUCAGCAGCGACUUGAAGGCCAAGCUACAGGAUGUUCUCAUCUCAGAAAGGCUCUUAACUCUGGGACACAUGCUUGGCAAAGGUGAGUUUGGCUCAGUGAGAGAAGCCUUCCUUAAAACAGAGAACAACUCAGUGCAGAAGGUUGCUGUGAAAGUCCUUAAAAGUGAUACCAACUCUUCCAGUGAUAUUGAGCAAUGUCUGAAAGAGGCUGCCUAUAUGAAGGACUUCCAUCAUCCAAAUGUCAUUCAACUCAUUGGAGUGAGUCUGCACCGGCGAGCUCCGCAGCGCUUGCCAGUUCCCAUGGUGAUUCUGCCCUUUAUGAAACAUGGAGAUCUACACACUUUUCUCCUCAUGUCUCGCCUCGGAGACGAACCCUUUACCCUCUCUCUGCAAAUUCUUAUCCAGUUCAUGCUGGAUAUCGCUCGAGGGAUGGAGUAUCUUAGCAGCAAAAACAUCAUCCACCGGGAUUUGGCUGCUCGCAACUGCAUGUUGAAUGAAAACAUGACAGUGUGUGUAGCAGACUUUGGCCUCUCCAAGAAAAUCUACAGUGGUGACUACUACAGACAAGGGUCUGUCUCAAAGUUGCCUGUGAAGUGGAUCGCUUUGGAAAGCUUGGCAGACAAUGUCUACACAACACAGAGUGAUGUGUGGGCAUUUGGCGUGACCAUGUGGGAAAUCAUGACUAGAGGCCAGACACCUUAUCCAGGUGUGGAGAACUCUGAAAUCUAUGAGUAUCUUAUCAAAGGAGAAAGACUCAAACAACCUCCAGACUGCCCAGCUGAUAUCUAUGAGAUCAUGCAUAGCUGCUGGUCUCCUGUCCCAAAGUGCCGCCCUAGUUUCCAACACCUAAUAGAGCAGUUGGAGCUCUUGUGGGCGAAGCUAAGUCCAGCUCCUGUGAAAGAGCCGUUGCUCUAUGUGAACCUGGAGGAAGAGGAUGGGGAACGGGCCUCUGGGGUAGAGGUUAAUACAGGGACCCAUAGAAGUGAGGAGCCCUUUUGGGGAGUACCCUGGCAGUGUGAAGGUAUGGAGGAAGAUGAGAAGAACUGGCUUAUGGUGUCAUCAGGGGCGGCCCUUGCUAUUGGUGGAGACUACCGGUAUAUCUUUGGUCCACACAGCAGAGGUAUUGAUGAAGAGAGCAGACAUUCUGAUGACGGCCAGUCAGAGGAUGUCAGGGACGAAGAAGAUUUCAUCAUUAAUGUGUGAUUAUUAGUUUCACAUUUUCUAUGAGUCAGUACUUUGGGGCUGGUAAUAGUCGCACAAGUGGAGAAGGAUUUUGUAAAAGAACAAAGAGUCCAUAAAAUGCUAAGCAUUCCUAAGAAGUCAUACUGGGGAAAUUCCUGGAAUAAUGCUUAAUGCAAAGCACCUUUUCCUUGGGCCUUAUGGACACAAUCAGCUGUUAAUACUUAUAUAUAUGUUGACCAAUUUCAAUGGCAAUAGAUAUUCACUUACUAAUGACUGUAAAAAUGGCAGUAUUUCACCAGAUAGAACAUUUACAGAAAAAUCUGUGAUUUAUGAUGUGUAAAAUGUUAAUCUAAUUCCUGACAAAAAAGUGUACCAAGUGAUAUCAAAUAAUUUUGACCCAUCCUUACAAGGACCCAUUGAAAGAUUUUUUUUUUAUAUACACUCACCUAAAGGAUUAUUAGGAACACCAUACUAAUACUGUGUUUGACCCCCUUUCACCUUCAGAACUGCCUUAAUUCUACGUGGCAUUGAUUCAACAAGGUGCUGAAAGCAUUCUUUAGAAAUGUUGGCCCAUAUUGAUAGGAUAGCAUCUUGCAGUUGAUGGAGAUUUGUGGGAUGCACAUCCAGGGCACGAAGCUCCCGUUCCACCACAUCCCAAAGAUGCUCUAUUGGGUUGAGAUCUGGUGACUCUGGGGGCCAUUUUAGUACAGUGAACUCAUUGUCAUGUUCAAGAAACCAAUUUGAAAUGAUUCGAGCUUUGUGACAUGGUACAUUAUCCUGCUGGAAAUAGCCAUCAGAGGAUGGGUACAUGGUGGCCAUAAAGGGAUGGACAUGGUCAGAAACAAUGCUCAGGUAGACCGUGGCAUUUAAACGAUGCCUAAUUGGCACUAAGGGGCCUAAAGUGUGCCAAGAAAACAUCCCCCACACCAUUACACCACCACCAGCCUGCACAGUGGUAACAAGGCAUGAUGGAUCCAUGUUCUCAUUCUGUUUACGCCAAAUUCUGACUCUACCAUCUGAAUGUCUCAACAGAAAUCGAGACUCAUCAGACCAGGCAACAUUUUUCCAGUCUUCAACUGUCCAAUUUUGGUGAGCUCUUGCAAAUUGUAGCCUCUUUUUCCUAUUUGUAGUGGAGAUGAGUGGUACCCGGUGGGGUCUUCUGCUGUUGUAGCCCAUCCGCCUCAAGGUUGUGCGUGUUGUGGCUUCACAAAUGCUUUGCUGCAUACCUCGGUUGUAACGAGUGGUUAUUUCAGGCAAAGUUGCUCUUCUAUCAGCUUGAAUCAGUCGGCCCAUUCUCCUCUGACCUCUAGCAUCAACAAGGCAUUUUCAGCCCACAGGACUGCCGCAUACUGGAUGUUUUUCCCUUUUCACACCAUUCUUUGUAAACCCUAGAAAUGGUUGUGCGUGUAAAUCCCAGUAACUGAGCAGAUUGUGAAAUACACAGACCGGCCCGUCUGGCACCAACAACCAUGCCACGCUCAAAAUUGUUUAAAUCACCUUUCUUUCCCAUUCUGACAUUCAGUUUGGAGUUCAGGAGAUUGUCUUGACCAGGACCACACCCCUAAAUGCAUUGAAGCAACUGCCAUGUGAUUGGUUGAUUAGAUAAUUGCAUUAAUGAGAAAUUGAACAGGUGUUCCUAAUAAUCCUUUAGGUGAGUGUAUAUAUAUAUAUAUAUAUAUAUAAGCUGUUGGAAGUCUAAAUUAUGUUUGCUGGUCAUCAUAUUUAACCCGGAACAUUCCUUUAAACUGUACAGCUGACCCUCAUCAGAGCAUUCUGUGAAUGGGACAUCAAGGGACAUUAGGUUUGAAUUUAUGCAAGUUGUAUUUUUGUCUGUGUGCUGUGAUAGUUCCAGACACCAAGCAUUGUAGCACAGAAUAAAGACUUGUUUUUAUUAAUUGUUUUGAACCUAUAGUGGGUUCUAGAUGAGAUGUAUAGUAUAUAUAAUCUGUGAUGUCUCAUUUGACUUGUAUUAAGGGCAUUUCUAAAAUCUUAUUCAUUGUAGCUGUUGUAUUUUAGUUCCUCUGUGCACAGCCGAAAGUCAGCCUUGAUUUUAGUGUUAGAUCAUGUAACAAACUUCACAAGUUUGUUGUGGAUGUUUGGAUGUAACUUAGACAUCUUUCAGUGUUAUUAGCUCUUAUACAUAAGGCUGCCUGCUUCUACACCGAUCAGCCACAACAUUAAAACGCCUGCUUAAUAUCUUGUAGAUCCCCCUCUUGCCACCAAAACAGCUCUGACCUGUCAAGGCAUGGACUCUACAAGACCUCUGAAGGUGUCCUGUGGUAUCUAGCAUCAAGACAUUAGCAGCAGAUCAUUUAAAGGACUUAAGUUGCGAGGUGGGGCCUCCAUAGAUCAGACAUGCUGAAAGAGGCCACCAGGGAAUACCGUUGCCAUGAAGAGGUGUAUGUGGUCUGCAACAAGCUUUAGGUAGGUGGUAUGUGUCACAGUAACAUCCACAUGAAUAUCAGGACCCAAGGUUUUCUCAGCAGAACAUUGCCCAGAGCAUCACACUGCCUCCGCUGGCCUGCCUUCUUCCCAUGGUGCAUCCUGCUGUCAUCUCUUCGCCAGGUACACGGCGCACAUGCACCCAGCCGUCCACAUGAUCUAAAAGAAAACGUGAUUCAUCAGACCAGGCCACCUUCUUCCUUUGCUCCAUGGUCCAGUUCUGACACUCACGUGCCCAUUGUAGGUGCUUUUGGCAGUGGACAGGGGUCAGCAUGGGCACUCUUGCUUGGCCCAUACGCAACAAGCUGCGAUGCACUGUAUGUUCUGACUCAUUUCUAUCAUCGCCAGCAUUACGUUUUUCAGCAAUUUGUGCUAAAGUAGCUCUUCUAUGGAUCGGACCAGACGGGCUAGCCUUCGCUCCCCACACGCAUUAAUGAGCUUUGGGCUCCAUGUCGCCGGUUCAUCGGUUCACAAGACCUUCUGUUUUGGUGAUGCUCUGACCCAGUCGUCUAGCAUUUACAAUUUGGCCCUUGUCAAAGUUGCUCAGGUCCUUACACUUGCCCAUUUUUCCUGCUUCCAACACAUGACAUUCAAGAACUGACUGUUCACAUGCUGCCUAAUAUAUCCCACCCCUUAGCAGGUGCCAUUGUAACAAGAUAAUACAUUUUAUUAACUUCACCUGUCAGUGGUUUUAAUGUUGUGGUUGAUCAGUGUAUCAAAAUAAUGAAAUGUGCAACUAGUAUGUGAAAUAACUUGUAAUGUCAACAAAGCUAUGAGACUAAAACAUUGUAAUAUGGUUAGAGCUAUACAAAUUUCAACAGACAUUUGAGUCCAGACAAAACAAAACACUUAAUGUAGGCAAAAAGAUAUUCAUUGUUUGCCGAUUGAUGAUUUAUAUGUUGAAAAUAGCAAGAGUAUUGCACAGAAUAAGUCAUGUUUGUUAUCUAUGUGGUGUUUACAACUGUGAACUUGUACAUGUAUAGUUGUCUUGCAAUUUAAGAAACUGUAAAUAAAUAUGAAAA
Molecule: messenger RNA, 6324 nt
Organism: Xyrauchen texanus (razorback sucker)
Lineage: Eukaryota; Metazoa; Chordata; Actinopteri; Cypriniformes; Catostomidae
Product: tyrosine-protein kinase receptor TYRO3-like
Exons: 19
Coding region: 263-2881 (872 amino acids)
Biological process (GO): cell migration; positive regulation of kinase activity; nervous system development
Cellular component (GO): signaling receptor complex
Molecular function (GO): protein binding; ATP binding; transmembrane receptor protein tyrosine kinase activity
Source: RefSeq, a predicted model, not a curated record